Messenger RNA from Drosophila teissieri, 586 nucleotides. Its product is annotated as anaphase-promoting complex subunit 15A. The transcript is spliced from 3 exons. The coding region runs from base 69 to 425 and encodes 118 amino acids. NCBI's taxonomy places the organism in Eukaryota, Metazoa, Arthropoda, Insecta, Diptera, Drosophilidae. The record is from RefSeq and is a predicted model, not a curated record. Gene Ontology annotation, biological process: regulation of mitotic cell cycle spindle assembly checkpoint. Gene Ontology annotation, cellular component: anaphase-promoting complex.
CAGAUCGCGUCAAAGGCGUCCAGAGAACAACAAAUAUUGAAAAUAGCGUAUUCAAGUUUCCGUCAAAAAUGUCCAUGAUUCCAUUCUUUCCCACGCUCAAAGUCUCCGUGGCCAAUCGGUACUGGUUGGACAUGGCUCCUGCCUCCGUAAACGAAGAAUCGCAGACGCGGCGUUACGAGGAUGAAAGGAGCAACUGGCGAGAGUCCCUUAAAACUGCCGGCACAGAUCUGCAGCCUCUUGGCAAGAUGCUCACCAUACCCGGAAUUGAGACCGACGACGAGGAUGCUAACGACGACAGCGAGGACACGGACAGUCACGAUGAGGAGGAUGACGAGACGAACGACCGCGUCAUUCCGGUCACCCAGGACUUUUACUCUGCCGACGACAUCCAGAUGAACGACGAGACCUCGCCCACUGCUCCCUGAAUGACCUUCAGCUUUGGAAUUGGGACUGCCCUAAUUGCCGCUUAAAAUGGUGCCCGUCUGGUAGAUACACAAUUAUUUAUUUUCGCGUUUUGUUCCCUUUACAAACUGUAAUAACAAGUGUCGGAUACUUUAGGCUUAAAUAAAUUAUAACAUAGUAAGCA